AUGAAGUUGAUGCAACUGAUAUUAUUACUAUUAUGUAUAAUUAAAACUUCAAACGGAGUGAAUAAUGGAUUUCUUAACCCGAAACUGACAACUUACCAGCCACCCUUUGAACCAAUAAUUCUUGACCUCAGACUUGAAAGUUCGACCAAAGUAUUCGAACAUCUCGAUAGAGAUAACUCUGAGGAGUACAUAGCAAAGGAUGGAUAUAUCUUCGACGUGAUUGUCGUGACAUCUCCUUUUGGGCCAGUUCUCCAGCAUAUAUACAAAGCCAGGGAUAUAAGUAAUUGUGCUAUAAAGGUGAUAAAAUACACCUUUUGCCAUGAUAUCACCUCAGUUUCACUAUUCCUGGUGAAUGGAGACUUUAAAAAGUUAGUUAAGCAGAACUACGAGUGGGUGGAAGUGAAUGACUUAAAAAUAGACAUUAGCAAUAACAGGAAUAUUGACACUUCAAUGUACGUUAUUCAACAUUCUGGUAGUUUCAAUGAAGUGGUAAAAGAUGAUAAGAAGACGAGAGUGUUCAGAAGAUUUCAUGACUACAAACCAACCACAAUCGUCCUCAUUAACAAAGUGGUUGAAACGAGACCUGUUUCCGGUGAAGAAACUGUGAUUUGGAAAACUGACAACACCUUAUAUACGGCGUAUCAAGUCUCAAUUUGCACUUAUCAGAACCUGAGAUACUUGGCCAUUUUGCAUAAAAAUUACGAUUACACACUGUUUUCAAGGGAAAAUACUGCCAAAACGUGGGAUGAUAUCACAUUGUCAAGGUUAAAUAUGAGGGAAUUAAGGUUCUAUUUUGAAGAUGAAAAGGAUUUAAGCUUUGUUCAACAACUUUCCAAAAGUUACGUCGUAUACUUGAACCAAUUCAGAUAUGUGAUUGAUUUUAACUUUGAUCAAAAGCUUUUGGACAAAUACACGUUUAGAUUAGCCAGUAAUUUACAGUAUAACAUUCUGGAAGAUACUAUUAGUGUUCAGUACGUCAACGGCCUCAAAGUUACCCUAAACCCAGGCGUUAGAAACAUUAAACUCUAUUAUAACAAAAUUUCAAAUAUUAGUAAACAAAAAAUCUCUACCAUGAUGACCAGAAGGCAUUUUAUAUACAAGUUACCUGAGUAUUUUGAAUUUGUCAACAAUAUCAACAAGACAGGCAUGAAGAAAAAUAAUGAAUCAGACAAUGAAUCUGAUAUGGAAACUGAGACUUCAAGUGAAACUGAGGAUAAAUACGAUGGGCCACCUCAUGAUAUACAUUCUUGUAAUGAAGCUGAUAUAAACCCCGAAACUUCAUGUGGAACUGAAACAAAAUACGAUACUCCAGCUCCUGAUAUUCCUUCUAAUACCGAAAGUGAUAUUAAAUCUGAAGAUCAAAGUGAAAAUAAGCCAGAUCAACAAACUGAUGGUAAACCAGAAGAAAACAGUGGUAAUAAAGUUAAUAAUGAUGAUAAAGAAGUUGAAAAUACUGGUAACGACAAUAAUCCCUCUGACUCAGCUGACAGUAAUACCAUAGUUGGUGACGAUAAAUCAGAAGAAAAGAAGUCGACGGAUGGUACAAAUUCAAGCUCAGAAGAAGAAGGAGAGGACUUAGAAGUUAGUGAUACGAAAACAUUUGAGGAAUCUGACAGUUUAUCCAGUGAUUCAGAAAUGUAUUCUAGAUAUAAUGAAUCAGAUGAUGAACACAGCAAGUUAAUAGAGCUGGAUAUUAAUGUGAGAAAAGCAAAAAUAAGCCAUAAGUAUAUAAGAAGUGAUAAGUAUUUCGAAUUCUCAUGUAUUUCGGGAUACGAAUUUGUCAAAAUCUAUGAAUCGAGUCUCGGACCCCAAGAUAAAAAAGAAAUUUGGUCAACACAUGAUCAAAACGAGUCUGUUAUAAAGGUGUUGUUAUUGGAGGGGAAUCAUACGAAAUAUCUCAUGGGACUGAGAUAUAAUUACGCGUUUUUCUUGUACAAAUGGAAGAUUGAGGGUAUGACAUGGGUUGAAAUAACUGACAAAAAGGUUAGUUUGAACAACUUGAGGAUGAUUGACGUGAACGGAGCUGAGAUUAGGAACCCAAACAUCAUAGCCAGCUUUCACGAAUUCCAGCUAGAAGUUAUUCCCAGAAUAACUUGCCACAAAAUUUACUAUAAGAGCCAGAAAAUGUGGGAAGACACUGAGAAAAAAGUACUGCCAAAGAUAGAUAUCAUUAUCAUCAAAAUCCUCGAAGACAAAGUUAACAUAUUCUUCAAGAACGGACAAGUCAAGAGAUUCGAACUUUACAGUGAUAGAAUGUUAUUGAUCUCUCAAGGUCUAUCAACAUACGAAUCUCACUAA
Molecule: messenger RNA, 2298 nt
Organism: Theileria annulata
Lineage: Eukaryota; Apicomplexa; Aconoidasida; Piroplasmida; Theileriidae
Exons: 2
Coding region: 1-2298 (765 amino acids)
Source: RefSeq, a predicted model, not a curated record